Alternaria rosae is the source of this 1791-nucleotide messenger RNA. RefSeq names its product fumarylacetoacetate hydrolase FahA. Gene Ontology annotation, biological process: homogentisate catabolic process; L-phenylalanine catabolic process; L-tyrosine catabolic process. The transcript has a single exon. NCBI's taxonomy places the organism in Eukaryota, Fungi, Ascomycota, Dothideomycetes, Pleosporales, Pleosporaceae. The coding region runs from base 304 to 1530 and encodes 408 amino acids. The record is from RefSeq and is a predicted model, not a curated record. Gene Ontology annotation, molecular function: fumarylacetoacetase activity.
GAUGAAUAGCUGCAUCAACGCCAGCCGGAUAACCAUGGAACGCUCAGUCUCCACUAUCUGCACACUUGAGACCUUUGCCGUGUACAGCUCCGGGCAUAGUAGCUUACGGGCACAGAUGGGAUGUGGAGGAGCAGUAUCCGAGACGGUAAUCCCCACCUACACACUGCCAGUCGCGAGUUUAGGUCCGGGUAAAGGUUGGUAACUGUAGUCUGGGAUGGUGUUGCGAAUUGGAAAUCAUCUGUCUCUUUAUGCUAACACAUCGACCGAAGCACUGAUACCAGCACACUCUAGACUCACGACACAAUGACAGACAAUUACGCUUCGCACUUCGGUGUCAACAACAUCCCAUACGGGAUCGCAAGCUCUUCGAAGCGCUCCACACCACAAUGUGCCACACGCAUUGGCGACGAGGUCAUCUUCCUCGCAGAGCUUGCGGAGCAUGGAUCCCUCAAAGCCAUCUCAGCACCGCUGUCCUCCAUCUUCCGCGAAUCUACGUUGAACACAUUUGCCGCGCUGGGAAAAGACAUACAAAGUCAAGUACGCUCGGCAAUACAAGAAGCAUACAAGAGCAAAUCACACGCCAAUUUCUCAGAGAGCAUCAGCGAUGUCACCCUCCAUAUGCCAGUCAGCGUCGGAGACUUCACAGACUACAGCGCUUCCGCGAACCACGUUCUGAAUGCGGGAGAAGCGGUGCAAGGAAUUCGUGCCUACCCACCUGCUUUCAAAAAGUACCCCGUGGGCUACGCCGGCCGGUCGAGUUCAAUCACAGUCUCAGGGGCACCCGUUACAAGGCCUUUGGGCCAGUUCAUCGAGGACUACACUGUUCCAGACAAGAAGAUUAUAUUUGGGCCGUCACGAGGCUUGGACUACGAGAUGGAAAUCGCCGCCGUCAUUGGCAAACCUGUCCAGUCUGGAACGUAUCUUAACGCGAAGGACGCGGAUGAGCAUAUCUUCGGACUAGUCCUGCUGAACGACUGGAGUGCGAGAGAUAUCCAAGGCUUAGAGAUGAAUCCGCUGGGGCCUUUCAACGGAAAGAACUUCAUGACUUCAAUCACCCCUUGGGUCGUUACGCUAGAAGCAUUGAAGUCCCACGAGGUCUCAGCCCCACCUCGCAUGGAACCAGUAGCUUCUUUCAUGGACGAUCCCAACAGCAUAAACUACAACAUCCAGCAGCUUGAAGGUCAAAUCAUCCGAAACGGUACACAGACCACGACCUGCAAGGUUGGCUUCGAGACAAUGUACUGGACCUUCAGGCACAUGUUAGCGCACCACACUAUCGGUGGCUGUGGACUCCGGACGGGAGAUCUGGUAGCUAGCGGGACAGUGUCGGGCGAACAAGAACAUGAACACGGAUGUUUGCUCGAACUGACGAAGAAUGGCAAGGCUCCAAGCAAACUGAGCGACGGAUCUGAGCUACGCUACCUCAAUGAUGGGGAUGAAGUGCGCUACAUAGGUGUUGUUGGAGACGGAAGCACAGGUGUCGGGUUUGGAGUAUGUAUUGGCACUGUAAAGCCCGCCCGGAAGGUUUAAGAGCUUUCGGAUGUAAGUAGGCUGAGCAAUUGUGGUCUCCAGCCUGGGUGGGUUCACCAAUGGUUGGGUUGGGCCCUAGUCAACAAUUGGUCGACAAGCGUGGUACAGAUGCGAGUGGCUGCAUACUACCACCAGAGAGAUCAUUGAAUUCAAGCCUUCCAAUGAAUCUUCGGUCCUUCAUAUGGGCCUUGCACAUUGGACCCUAAGUAUCUCUAGCCACACGAAUCCCAGCCUCGUGAGCUUUCUCGCACACAGCCCUUG